Elaeis guineensis (African oil palm) is the source of this 1625-nucleotide messenger RNA. RefSeq lists its product as uncharacterized. The record is from RefSeq and is a predicted model, not a curated record. Lineage: Eukaryota; Viridiplantae; Streptophyta; Magnoliopsida; Arecales; Arecaceae.
CAAAUCCGGAUCGUGCCUAAGGAUCCGACCUGAUGGUUGCCGGUGGCCACCCCUAAUUGUUGGUGCACCGAGAACGGGGAGCUUUCCACCGCCGCCUCCCAGCAUCUUGAGAUAGAAAGAAUGUCGAAUCUCGCACGGGCGGCGUGGAAUCAGGCGUGGAGGCUCGCCACGACGAUAGCCGGUGCGCCGAAGAAUGGAUCAUUCCGUGAUCCAUUGGUAAGUAAGCAUGGUUUUCCUUUUAUCAAUUACAAGAGGUUUUCCACUCUCGAGUCUCAAGCAAAUGAAGGUCUAAUUCCACCAGAGUUGUUAACUAGUCGAACUGUGUUAAUGCCGGACCGUGUUAUAGUUAUAGUUUCAAAUAUCAAUGCCAUACUUGUUCAGACAUCACCACUGUCACAACAAUAUUUGAUGCAUAUGAUAGUGUGCCUAAUUUAGUAAAAAAACAUGAUCAAGAGCAUGAUGUAGUUUUGUCUUUUCUUAGACAAUACCAUUAAGUUUUCUCACUGUAUGUGCAAAUCUCUCAUGUAUGAAUGAACCAUAAUAUCUACAAAUUUUACUUGUUGACUCUGAACUCACCACCUUAUGUCCAUCAACACAGUUAAGGAAGACUCACUCAGACUUUCAUUAUUAUUUAUUGGUGCACCUUUGUUUUUGGUUUGAUGUAUAAAGAGAUUUUUUUUUUCUAAAGAACUUCCUAUUGUCUAGGUCUGAAAGGUGACUGCAUUCUUAAAUACUUAUGGUCGUGUUCUUUGUGCUUUUCUUUUUCUUGCCUCCUUUGGCCAUAAAUAGAGCCAACUAUCUACUCAUGCAUUUAAACUUCAUUUAAGUAUUUAAUAUGCAUCAUUAUUGAGUUUCUAAAGUUAUCGCUCACCAUUACAUCUUUGGAGGUCAUUUUCCUAUAACAUCACUCCAUUACCUUAUUGCUUGCCUAGGGCAGGCUGUUAGCAUUAAUCAAUAUGGACUUACAAACAAUAAUCAGCGACAGAGGGGGGUGUCGGGGUGGGAGAAGAAUUUGAACAGAGGGCUGCUUUCCUGGAUGUGGGGCAACUUGGUGCUAGGGACGGUCAGGAAGUCGAGGAAGAUGGGGGAGCUGAGCCGGCUAGCGGGAGAGAAAUCGGGCCUAAGCUCAAUUAGGCUCGGGUCGGGCUUGAGCCUGUAUUUUUCUAAAAAAAUAGGGCCUAAACCUCGUCCAAAGUCCGAAAAAUAUGUUUUGUCCGGGCUCGGGCAAGGGUAUGACUUGGCCCGGCCCAUCCCAGUUCCAGCGCUAAUCAUUUGGGAGGCUUAAAUGAUGCUGUCAUGAUUAAUAUAUAUAUAUAUAUAUUUAUAGCAUCAAGUUUUAUGCUACUAGCAAUCGAGUUAGUGAACUUCAUGAUGUAGCAAUUAAGUCAACAAUCUUAAUAAAUUAUAUAAUUUAGUUAAUAAAUUAUACAAUUUAGUCAAUAAGCUUGAUAAAUCAUGUCAAAUCAGAAAAUUAUAUUGAUAGUGUUCAAAGUCAUUUGCUCUUUAGCAUCAUAUGACUGGACAUGAUUUUCAAAAUUGUUGACAUGGCAUCUUAAAAAUUAAGAUAAAUUAUACAAAUAUCCUCUCAAGUUUAGGCCAGUUAUACUUACAUCAAUUAUAUUUUA